AUGGUAACGGCCACUCCUAGCAGUACUGUGAAAGCUGUAACUGAUCCAGUUUGUGAUCGUUAUACAAUGAAAUCAGAUUCGUAUCCGUCAAUUCUCAUUCAAUUAGAUGUCGUGCUGACAAACCCUCUUACUCUGCGUGCAACGACACGUCUUCAGAACAGCAAUCAAGUUAUAACAUUCGAAGGUAUCAUGUUUCCAUCGGGCUUUUCCGAUGAUCACGCUUUAGUUGCUUGUCGAUCAAUGGGUUGUAGUAGAGUGAGUGCAAAUAUUCAAGUAUCUUGGACUCAAACGCAGACGUGUCGAUUUACCUGUUCAGAUGGCACAACUGCAUUGCAACUGUGCCGUUAUAUGCAAUCUUAUUUGAGUUGUCCUUCGAAUCCAAAUGAUGCUAUGAGUUUGAAGGAAUGCGUUGUGAA
This is a messenger RNA of Rotaria sp. Silwood2, 416 nucleotides long. Lineage: Eukaryota; Metazoa; Rotifera; Eurotatoria; Philodinida; Philodinidae. The record is from the annotation of a GenBank genome assembly.